This is a messenger RNA of Ilex paraguariensis (yerba mate), 1257 nucleotides long. NCBI's taxonomy places the organism in Eukaryota, Viridiplantae, Streptophyta, Magnoliopsida, Aquifoliales, Aquifoliaceae. The record is from the annotation of a GenBank genome assembly.
AUGGCGACGGUGGCGAUAGAGAUCAGGCAAGCGGAGGAGGCGAAGAGCCCGAUGAAGCAUCAACAACAACAACAAGGCGGUGGAGAAGGGCUAAGGCAGUACUAUCUCCAACACAUCCACGAUCUUCAGCUCCAAGUCCGCCAGAAAACCCACAAUCUCCAGCGACUCGAAGCUCAGCGUAACGAUCUCAAUUCCCGAGUGAGGAUGCUUAAAGAAGAGCUGCAGCUUCUUCAGGAGCCUGGGUCAUAUGUUGGUGAAGUCGUCAAAGUCAUGGGGAAAUCAAAGGUCUUAGUGAAGGUUCAUCCUGAAGGGAAGUAUGUGGUGGAUAUUGACAAGAGUAUUGAUAUUACAAAGAUCACUCCAUCAACACGAGUUGCUUUACGUAAUGAUAGCUAUGUGCUUCAUUUGGUAUUGCCUAGCAAAGUCGAUCCCCUUGUGAACCUUAUGAAAGUUGAGAAAGUUCCUGAUUCGACCUAUGACAUGAUUGGUGGUCUUGACCAGCAAAUCAAAGAGAUAAAGGAGGUCAUAGAACUUCCGAUCAAACAUCCUGAGUUGUUUGAGAGUCUUGGAAUAGCUCAACCAAAGGGAGUGUUGCUCUAUGGACCACCUGGCACUGGGAAAACACUGCUUGCAAGAGCAGUGGCCCAUCACACUGACUGCACCUUCAUCAGGGUAUCUGGUUCCGAAUUAGUUCAGAAAUACAUUGGUGAAGGAUCUAGGAUGGUUAGAGAACUUUUUGUGAUGGCCAGGGAGCAUGCUCCAUCAAUCAUCUUUAUGGAUGAAAUUGAUAGUAUCGGAUCUGCUCGCAUGGAAUCAGGGUCUGGUAAUGGUGAUAGUGAAGUACAGCGGACUAUGCUGGAGCUUCUGAAUCAGUUGGAUGGCUUUGAAGCAUCCAACAAAAUAAAAGUUUUAAUGGCUACAAAUCGUAUAGACAUUCUGGAUCAAGCACUCCUGAGACCUGGAAGAAUCGACAGAAAAAUUGAGUUUCCAAAUCCCAAUGAAGAGUCUCGUUUGGAUAUCUUGAAGAUUCACUCAAGGAAAAUGAAUUUGAUGCGGGGCAUUGAUCUGAAGAAAAUUGCUGAGAAAAUGAAUGGUGCAUCUGGUGCGGAACUCAAGGCUGUGUGCACUGAAGCGGGCAUGUUUGCCUUAAGGGAGAGGAGGGUUCAUGUUACCCAGGAAGAUUUUGAGAUGGCAGUGGCAAAAGUGAUGAAGAAAGAGACAGAGAAAAACAUGUCUUUGAGAAAGCUCUGGAAGUAG